CGGUAUAUAUGAACAGCGGCAGAGUGCGUCUCCUUCAGAGCGAGAUUCGAACUCUUGGACGAUACACAAGAAGCGACUCUCCCCUGCUCACCACUACACAACCAAACACACGGACUAUUGCUACUUAUUUUCCUCGUGGAUCAUAACCAAGCGAAGUCUGACAAAAUGCCAGUUUCAAGAAUGAGAAUGCGCCCAUGGCUGGAGAAAAUGAUCGACUCCAAUACAGUUCCCGGGCUACACUGGGUUGACAAAGACAGGACCAUGUUCUCCAUUCCCUGGAAGCACGCGGCGAGACACGGCUGGGAGUUGGACAAAGACGCAUCGCUUUUCAAAGAGUGGGCCAUCCACACAGGUAAAUAUGUGCAGGGCCAGACGAGCGACCCCAAAACCUGGAAAGCAAACUUCCGCUGUGCGAUGAACUCUCUCCCUGACAUCGAGGAGGUCAAAGACAAAAGCGUCAACAAAGGUCACCAGGCCGUGCGGGUGUUCAAGCUGCUGCCGGUCACCCUCAAAGGCAGAGAGAAGAGAAACAGAAUAGCCAAACGGAGGAGGAAUACCAAAGUGAAAUGUGAGGAGGAGUCGAGCGACAGCGACUGCGUGCCCUCCCCAAUGCAGAGCACACACAUCCCCUCCCCACAGGACAGCCGGGUGGACAGUACCAUGCAGCCAGAGCCUCACGUCCCUGAACUCCCUGACUGGAUGACGUUGGACACUGGUUUCACUCGGCAUUUCGAAGUCUCACCAAGUCACAGCACAUUAGGCCCAGAGGACGACGACAUCAUCGAGAUUUGCGCGCAGUGGGAGAGAGAGAGGCUGUCCUGGAUGCCAAGCGGUCUAAGCAACAAUGGGUUCCUGACCAAUGAACCGCAAUGCACAAGUCCAGGAAGUCAGUACAGCGAAUCGUCUUCAGCCGACGAGUUUGAUGAACACCCAAAGUACACAACCCUCGGCACCACCUUCCUGUCAAACGACUACAGCUUCACCCCCUUUUCUCUCUUCUGAGGCCAAGUAAAGAUGCACUUUGGGACUUUUUUUUCUCGGACUAUUUAAAAAGAGCUUCGACCAUUACUCUGAAUAAGCACCGCUCUGGUUUAAUUUCUGUGAAGAUGGUGACGACAGCGUGUUCAGUAUAUGUACUACGGUUGAAAUCAUUUGAAUUCACAAUAUUGUCAUUUUGCACUGUAGUGUAGAUUUGUUUACCACUGCAAGAUACUCACGAUUACAGUCAGGAAAUUAAAAUAAAACUAAAAUAAGUCAAAAAGUAAAUGUCAAAGAAGUCAAAUCUUAUACCUGUUAACUGAUGCUAGACUAAAUAUUGUGAAUUCAUUUGCACUUUGUGUAAACUGCCUUUUCUGGAAGCUGUGACCCAAAAAGUACAGUACAUAUGUAGCAUGUCUUAUACACUGGAAGUAGAAAUGAUUACGUUCAUAAUUAAUAGCCGAUGUGAUUUUAGCAAUGAUGUCAUUUUAUAACUAAGCCAUUGUAAUCGCUCAAUAACACCAUGUGAAGGAUUCAAUAUCCGUUAUAGGUUUUACAAUACACCAGUGGUUUUCAAACCGAAAUAUGGGACACAAGGCAAAAUUAUGGUGAAAGUCCAACUGUACAAGGACUAAACUAGGUCAAAUCUAGAAAGUAUGAAGUAUAAAGCGAAAACUAAGCUACACUAAACCAAGAUCUAAACCGGAAUUAAUCACCUUCACUUGAGGUGGUAAAGGUGCCGAAAUGUUGAUUCAAAGCAGUCUCUAAAGGAUGUGAAAUUGUGGCACACGUCGUACACUGAAAACCAUUGCUGUAUUUGUCUCAGGUCUGUUGUGUGACGAAUGCUCGACUCAACUAACUGUACAUAGACUUGUAAAUAUUGUAAGUAUAUAGUUUAUUUGUACUGAAUAAAUGUUUUUUGGAAUAUAA
Boleophthalmus pectinirostris (great blue-spotted mudskipper) is the source of this 1908-nucleotide messenger RNA. Its product is annotated as interferon regulatory factor 1-like. Gene Ontology annotation, biological process: immune system process; regulation of transcription by RNA polymerase II. NCBI's taxonomy places the organism in Eukaryota, Metazoa, Chordata, Actinopteri, Gobiiformes, Gobiidae. The transcript has 9 exons. Gene Ontology annotation, cellular component: nucleus. Gene Ontology annotation, molecular function: RNA polymerase II cis-regulatory region sequence-specific DNA binding; DNA-binding transcription factor activity, RNA polymerase II-specific. The record is from RefSeq and is a predicted model, not a curated record. The coding region runs from base 166 to 1002 and encodes 278 amino acids.